Messenger RNA from Schistosoma haematobium, 9704 nucleotides. Its product is annotated as REST corepressor 3. NCBI's taxonomy places the organism in Eukaryota, Metazoa, Platyhelminthes, Trematoda, Strigeidida, Schistosomatidae. The record is from RefSeq and is a predicted model, not a curated record. Gene Ontology annotation, cellular component: transcription regulator complex; histone deacetylase complex. Gene Ontology annotation, biological process: regulation of transcription by RNA polymerase II; negative regulation of DNA-templated transcription. Gene Ontology annotation, molecular function: transcription corepressor activity. The transcript has 4 exons. The coding region runs from base 5804 to 6391 and encodes 195 amino acids.
GAAAUAGCGCGCGUAUAACAAACUUCAAGGUCAUCCUUCAAGACAAGCACUACAGAUGAGUAAUGUGUUGACUCGUGGCCGCCUUUCACAUUCAUUUUCGAACUCUGACCAAGAUGCUUUCGAAAAUGCAAUUAUUCGAGUUGGCACAGAUUUUCAAGCUGACCUUCCGCUUUUCAAUGGUGAACCACCUCCAAGCGUUUUGAAUCAACCAGAUCGGGGAGUUGCUUUAUGGCUUCCAAUACCUGUUAGUUUCCAUAAUCAGUUAGAGGAAUUCUUGAAUACAGCUACUGAAAAAUAUGGUUAUUCAGAAGAACAAGCUCUUGCUUUACUUACAUGGCAUAAAACUGAUUUUGAUCAUGCAUUAUCAGAUUUAUGCAAUUUUAGUCCAAUCAAAUAUGAAUGGACAAUACCUGAACGAAGAAUAUUUUUUAUAUCUGUUGAUUAUUAUAAUAAACAAUUUCAUCAAAUAAAAAAACUUGUAAGUAUCUAUUUAAUUUAUAAACAUAAUUAAAGGAGAUUUUUAUCUACAUUAAUCAGUAAUAUAUUUGUUAAUAUUUUAAUAAAUCAUAAAAUGUCACAAAUGGAUUGAUAAUAAUUCCAAUAGUUGAAAUCAUGAGUAAAUUGAAGCUAGACCACCAUGGAAAACCUGGAAGCACUGGAAGGCCGUUUUGUCCUAGUACGAGACUCCUCAGCGGUGCGCAUCCACGAUUCUGCCCCCCCCGCGAGACUCGAACCCAGGACCUAUCAGUCUCGCGCCACGCGCUUAACCAACUAGACCACUGAGCCGGCCGUCAUCCAGCGCUGUUAAUGUCUAAAUCUAACCAAUCUAAGAAGUUACGUCGCCAUACACCAUUGUCUUCAGCGAGUUGAUAUCUCAACAAACCUGGUUGAACUCCACUGGUCGCGGUUUCUCACUAGAACUCCAAGAAAUGCCUCUUGAAGUCAGUCUCUAUUGAGCAGGUGAUUAUUAUGAGAAGGGGUUUUGUGGAGAUUUUAGAUAUUAACACCGUUGGAUGCCGGCUCAGUGGUUUAGUUGGUUAAGCGCCUGGUGCGAGACUGAUAGGUCCUGGGUUCGAAUCUCGCGGAGGGUGGGAUCGUGGAUGCGCAUUGCUAAGGAGUGCCAUACUAGGACGAAACGGUUUUCCAUGGUGGUCUAACUUCAACUGACUCAUGAUUUCAACUAUUGAAAUUACUAAAAUCCCCACAAAAUCCCUUCUGAUAAUAAUUCGUCUUUAUUGAUUAUAUCGAAUCUGAAUUGGUAGGAGUCAUGGUUUAUUUAUUGAAGUAAACAAGUAUAAUUAGACAAAAUUAUGUAGUAUAAGGAAGAACUUGAAACAAGCGCGAUAAAUUUUCAGCUGGCCUUCGUAAAUGAUUGGUUUAUGGAGUAGAAAAUAACAAUAUCACAAAGUAUAAACAGGUUCUAUGUACUGAAUGAAUUUAUGAAGUUUUCUACAAGUUAAUCUACCUGUAAAUCGGUAAAGCAACGACAUAAAAAAUUCGUCCUUGUGGUUAUAGAUUAUCUGUCCUCCCAAAUCUUUAGGAUUAAGAUUCUCAUCAAGAACUGAUGUGUAUGAUACAGAAUUUGUUUACACUCAUCUGAUUAAAUGAAUUUUGCUAAAACAAUGUCAGACACUCUAUCUAAUUAAUUUGCGCACAAAAUAUAGUCCCACCAAGUUAACGUCUACUUUAAAAUUGAGGGUUCAAGAUUGUGAUUUAAGCAUAAUGUUGGUUUACCUAUUAUAUACAAUCGACAGAGACUGAAUUGAGUGUUUGGUACAUCUGACACUAUCAUUUUUACUCUGCGAUAGAAACGUGUAGUUUUUUUGCAAUCAUUUUAAAGGUUUUGAGCACCAUACAAAAUUAUUUCUACUGCUCGCUAUAAGCAAUGUUUGAAUUUGGCGCAAACACCUAAAUGUCACGUUUUCAAUUCUGAUAGACUUGUCCUUAUAUUACAUAUUUCCCCGUAAUUUGGAAUUUUUACAUAGACGGAAGAUACUCAUUGAGAUAGAGAACAAGAAAGAGUGGUUCAGUCAAAAGAUAUCCUUUCAGUGAAAUAAAGUCUUACUUGUUUUUUAUGGUAAAAAAACAGUAUUUAGUUGGUUUUUUAAAACAGUUAACCAAUAGAGUUUUUUUCACAUGAUCUGACACUUAAGUGCUUUUUAACUGUAAAACCCUUUAUCGUUAUAAUUAGAUAAGUGAGUAUUUUAAAGAUUAUAAUGUACUACAAAGUGUUGUACAUGAAACUACAGUACAUAUAUUGUUAGUCAGGUAGGUUUAAAAAAGCCACUUAGUGAUUGGUGCACCUAAAUUUCAACCAGUAGGUCACAGGUUAGAACUUCACUCUACUUACUUCAGUUUAGGCUGAUAGGAGGAGGUAGUAUCACUAUCAUUGACGUAAACAAUGAGGCACAAUGCUGAAUGCAUAAGCUUGUACUUGGUAAGUUACACCCACUCAUGAUCUAAAUAGCUCUUAAAUUUAUUUAAAUCAUAAAUCUGUCUAUAUCAUAUUUAGUAAGGGUUUGAAUUAUCCCGUUGUUGAUGUUCAGGUCAGAAUAUUGACCAGUCUCUUUUGGGACAUGUGCAUCUAGAACUUUACCCCUUGGUGCAAUCAUUUUGUCUCAAGUUCCUGUAAAAUAUGUGGUUUGUGGCUAGUAAUAGAAUCCAGGAUGCGUUCCGUCUUUUUUUGGGCUCGUCGUUUAAAUGUGCCUGCAUCCCUGUGGUGAUGUUUACAUCAGGGUUCCAACUCAAUACUUUUCGUAUUAAACACCGUAUAGAUUAUCCACCUAGCUAAUGAGUGCAGAUAUCUACUGGCUUGUACAAUCGGUAUAAUGUUUAUAUCAUUUUAAUGAGGAAUUGAAUAUUACUACCAACCACAAUCCAUCUAUUUACAUGAUUUAUGCAUUAAUUCAUUCCUGUUAUUCCGCUAAUUAUUUAAUAAUACAAACUUAACAGUAAUCACUUGACUAUUUCUACACUGUUGUCACUCUCUCUCCCUUUAAAAGUUUCCUAAUCGUACUGUCAAUGAAUUAAUUCUAUUCUAUUAUCUUAAUAAACGCAAUCAACAAACAUUGCAUGAAAUGGGUUUAUACGGACCUAAAUGGUCUAGUUUGUAUAAACGUGGUUAUUUAAUCCCAGGCAUUUUACCACCACCGGAUACUGUCCCUGUAAAGACACUAACAAAUAAUCAUAAAGUUAGUUGUGUGCUGUUUUGUUGUUGUUAAUUAUUCUAGUUUUCGAUGUCUAUUUGUAUUGAUUGCUUGAUUCUUCCCGUUUAUAUGAUCAGCACUUUUUGGUGUAUGUGCAUCCUGUGAGAAUUACCCCAAUAAUGUCAUUAGGUUACAAGCAUUAUAAACAGAGUUGGAUGGUGGCUAGCAGUCGAAACUAGGAUUUACAUGCACCUCAGUGUUUAUGUUCACACUGAGACCCGAAUCCAGUACAUUUCACAUUAAACACCCACUGCGUUAUCCACUUAGCUAUUGAAUCCAGACAGGCACUUGCUUAUGCAGUUUAUUUUUGUUUGUUUUGCUUACAUGUGUUGCAUAUUUUCAUUGUUGUUACUUAAAAGGAUGUAAAUUUAAAUAUACCUAUUAAGUCGGUUUGGGUACUCAGGCAGUAUCAUAGCCCACACACGAAUCAAAUGACUUGUGUGCCGCAUAUGUAUUCGGUGCCCCUUUGUACCAAUAUUUAUGUGUUCAAAUAAAUAAAUAAAUAAUAAAUAGUAAGAAAUUUAUGCACAGAAGGAAUCAUUUUCAGCGAGUUUAUUUUCAAAAUGUAUAGUCCUAUAUCUGUAUAUGAUAAAUUGUAGAUCACUGAAUAAUUAUAUCAAUAUAGGGUAUUUAUUUAUUUAUUUAAACACAUAAAUAUUGGUACAAGGAGAUACCAUUUCAUUCGAUUUGUGUGAAGAAUAUGAUACUGCCCGGGCGCUGAAACUGAAGUAGGUGGUGUUCUUAGAAGGCCACUGUCUGAGCCUUAGACCUAGAGGUCCAAUCCACAAGGCAGUGGAGCAACUUUAGGAGAUGCACUUCCAUGGUAACCGGUGACCAACAAUCGGUUCGUACGCCUUUUGUCCCCUCGGGAUCCUGGAGCCCAAUAUGAACCAUUGGUUUAUAGUCAGGGUUUUCCAACUCCCUUACAUGAAUCCUCCGUACCUACCAACCUGGUUAAAGCGCCAAACAUUCGCUUCUCAUCCUCCCGACUUUGUACACAACGAUCCCGCCGUGAGAAGGCAGUGAGUAGGACUUCCCUGGCAGUGGUUGUAUGCUCGUAGCCACUUCAGAGCAUUUGGAGAAGGAGAGCUGACUCUCUUUACCCUUGACCGUACCAGGGCAUUUGGGGGUUACUUUAGUAUUGAUGUCAGCUAGUAUCAUGUACCAUUCAUACAAAAUGUAUUGCUUGAAGCUGAGUAGAAAAAUAUGCGCUUAGUAAGUGCAGAUGAAUAGAAACCGAAAAGUUGCUUAGAUUUCAAUAUAUUAUAGUUUUGUCAUAUACUUUAUUUUUAGUCAAUGAUAUUAUCGAUUCAUAUUAAAUAAAGUUGUUCAACCAUUUUUGUUUUAUUUAAAAUAUGAGUAAUUUUCACUGUCCUACAGUAAAUCAAAAUGAUGCGAACAGUGUUGUUUCGCAUUUUGUAUGCUAACAGAGAUUGGUCAGUUGCAUAUGUUAACUUAAAUAAUGUAAAACUACAAACGCUUGCAAAUAAGUUCAUUUCCGUUGAAUAAUUAGUGUCUAUCUGGACAUAGUAGCUCAUCGGAUAAAAUGUCGGAGUUUGAAGCAGGAUGUAUUAAGUUUGAGUCUCCGUAUGAUCAUCAUCGCCGAAAUCCAGAUACACUCAUCUGACAAGUGCGAAAUAGGACAAAAUAUGCUUUCACGACUGCACUGCUAGCUACAAUCUAGCUUUGCUAAGCACACUUGUUAGUUGUCUUUUUCGUGUGGAUCCUCCUCACCUUCAAAACACAUACUUGAAUAUCAAGCUUUAAGGAAUUUCUGAAAUCAUAUGUAACAACACUCAACAAUUAGAUGGUUCACAUUAAUCACAGUUUGCUAUUUUUAAGGUUGACCCCGUUCUUCUUUUGUAAGGAGGCAGUAUUGUUGUAGAUGUUGAUUAUCUGAAAGAAACACUACUGUCGUCACACUCUUCUACACAGUUAGGAGCAUGACUUCGCCCUCAGGUUAUGAGUUUGUUCCCUUCACUUUUACCUGUCUCUAACCGAUUUACCUAGCAUAUUAGGACUGAUCAGAAGUACUUUAACGAGGAGGUCAAUCGAUGGCAAUUAGAAGUGACUUAAAGGACAAGCGCAUCUCAUUGGCUAAGAAAUGGGUUAAUUUCCUAAGGAUUGAGUGGUAUGUACGUGGAUGAGUAUGUACACAUUUUAUUCGGUAGCCCAAUAAACUUUCUAGCUCACUCUUGUGUUCUUGCUCAAGUAGUCAUUGGGAGGUUAGCGCGUAGCACACCGUGCAUCAAUAUCAUACUUUGGACACCCUCUGUCAUAACAGGGACCCAAAGAAACAGGUCUUACAGUCACCGUAGCUCGAUUAGUCAUCACAGUAUUCAAGCCUGAUCACCGUUUCGGAGCAACAGCUAUGGUCAGGAUUGUUUACAUGAUGUCUGGGCAUAACAUUAGAAAAGGUGACCGUCGUUAUUUAGCACAUUUGAUCUACAGAUAAUUAGUUACCUUUUGUUUUGAAUAUUUCAUCUCAAUAGGUAGAGGAAUUCUUUGAAUUUCGAUAAAAAAUUCAGUUGAAUGGAUUCAUCUCACAUUUCUUUAUAUAUAUUCAUUCUACAUAGAAAUAUACUAUCGAUUUAGAUAUGAAUGAUCCAGUCGAUGCAGAAAUCAAGCGUUAUUUUGAUACUUUGCAUGAUUGUGUAUUGUUACCGGAAUCGGAAGAAUCAAAUCAAGACACCGAAACUGGCGGUGGUGGUGGUGGCACAUCAAGUAUGCAAUCGGAUUCCGAGGCAGAAGUGCGUACACCAUCUUCUUCCGCAGUAGCUGCCAAUAUUGAAGGGAGUGAACAAGUAUUAGACUAUGAACAGAAUAAAGUAAGAAAAGAUUCCAACGGACCUGGUCGUAGACACCGAAAACAAUAUGGUGCUGGCGGUAAAACUCGAUCUACCACUUCAGGAUUUAUUUUAUCCCAAUCAUCAUUAAAUUUAUUACCGGAUGAUUUUAAUCCAACAAAUCGAUUAUCUGUACGUAAACAUGCGCGUUUUGAAGAAGAGAUUGCAGCUGUAACAUCAGCCGCUAUAACUUCUAGUAAUAGUGGUCAGUUACGUGAGAACAACAAAAAGUUAGUUGAAAUACAUACUGGCAUUAAUCCUGGUGUACGUAGUUCCAGAAGAGGUAUAUUGUUUGCUACCACACCACAUACAAUAAGGUAUUAUUUGAAUAAUGUUUAAACAAAGUAAUAAAAAGUUUUUUAGGUUUUCAGUUCAUUUUUCCCUCUUUUAAUAGAUUAUAUCCUAACUGUUUGUAAUAGACAUACAAAAUAACAUAACUAGUGUAAUAACAAUAACAAUUUGUUAUUAAAUUCGAAAAAUUACAAUAUUUGUUUAAGAGUGUAGACUCAUCAUAUGCUUAGGAAAAUAUGUUUUCGAUUGGUUUAUAAGGCAAAGGAACAGUGAGUAAAUUGAACAUAUUUCACACCAUUGAAAAAGGUUAUUCUCUUAUUUUUAUCACUGAUUAGCUUUAUAAAUACGCGUCUUUUUUAUAGUAACCCAUUUGCUAACGCUUUUAUUACUGUGAGUAUUAUGGAUGUAUAGUUAUCAAUAUACUCUAAUAAUUUGGGAUUAACUACAGAGUAUGGCUACUUUUAGACAUUUUAUAAUUAGCCCAAGAAUAUUGAUUUUAUUCUAUUAUGUAACAGUAAUCUAAUAAUGAUAAUCUGUGUUUUAAUUUCUUGAAAUUUAAUUCUAAAACCCAUCAAUUGUUUAUAGUGAUGGUCAUUGAGUAACCUUUAUUAAAUUAAGGUUGAAAUGUAUUAUGAGUUCCAAACAAGUAUUAUGCGCAUUAAUUUGUUUAAAUUAUAAAAACACUAAACAAAAGAUAUAGCUUAACAAUUUGAGAAUGUAUUUAAAGAAAUUUACAAAGGCUAAUUCCAGCUGAAGAGGAAAUUAGGAAAAUAUGUGCUGGAGGUGGAUAAGACAUACAUUGCGGAAAUCAUCAGGUUGUAUCAUGAGGCAAGCACUAACUUGAAAUUUUGAAGGGAAAAUGAAAAUAGGAAAACCAAGGAACCAAGGAAUCGGAAACAUAUCAAAAGAAUGAAUAGCAGCUAGAAAGGAUUGCACAUUGACAAAGUUCGAUGGAGAAUACUGAUGGCCAGCUUAUGCUCCUUCACGAGGGGUAACAGGUGUAAGUAAGUAAGUAAAAAAGCUAAUGCAACAGAAUUUUACAUUCAUUCCUAAAGCACAGUUUACGACUUUUUGGAGAUCUGAUUGAGAAUAUCAAGAACUUCAAUAUUCAUCCAAUGUUAUUGUGCAAUUAAAUAUUGCUAAUUUUUUCAUUUGAACACAUGCGAUUAAGUCCGUGCGAAAUUGAUACAUAUCUAUACUAAAUCUUAAGCUGCUUAUAUCGGUCCAUCGGUCUCUUAAGUGAGAAUAUUAUCCUAUUAGCUUAUUAUUAUAACGGUACUGGGUUCGGGUCCCAGAGUGAAUAUCAGGAUUCAGGUAAAUCCAGCUGACGAGUCCUAAAUAGGAAGGAACGCGCGUUCUGGAUUCCAUUGCUAGCCACCAUCCAUGUUUGCUUAUAAUAAUAAUAAUAAUGACAAUAUUAUUAUUAUUACUAUUAUUAUUAUUAUUAUUAUUAUUAUUAUUAUUAUUAUUAUUAUUAUUAUUAUUAACCCUUUGGUGCUCAUCACGUAUGUAUUGUCUUUCCAUUUUCCCUCUUUCAACUGCCUUUCAUAAUUCUUUUUUUUUUUUAAAAAAAACCCAAUCUAUCUACAGACCAGCAUUACCUUCUGGAGUAUAUCAUUCACAUAGACAAUUUCUUCGAGUAUGUUAUUACACAGCUGACCAAUAUAAUCAAGAAAUCGAUCAAUUGAAUAGUACAUUACAGACAUUAUGUAAACAGGUCGAUGAUGGGAAUGAGGUAAAUGUAUAAAAUUGUUAAUUUUUUUAUGAUUACCUUGAAUUUGUUAAAUGUUGGAGGUUAUAGACUGUAAUUAAUAUACACUAUCCUUAGUUAAGCUAUUUUACACGAUCCUAUCAAAUGCGGUGAAAUAUUGGUUUUGGUGAAAUGACCCAUGUAUUUAACUUAACAACACAGAUCAAUUUUAUCUUCUGUUUUUCUAUACUUUCAGCCUCUGAUUUAUCAUUCAUAUCGUUGCACCAAAUAUUCUAAGUGGGUUAUGCCUAGACUUAUGUUAUUUUGAUAUGUUGAAUAUCAUGUUGAAGUAAAAAUAAUUCUGAACUAUAUAAUCAUAGUAAAUAGAAUGUGUUCUAGAUGGAGAGAAAGAAAAGUGUAGCACAAAUUACAUAUUCAUCAUUCUGUUUAAAGACUUUUUACUAGCUGGAAAGUAAGCAGCUCAAAUUUACGUGACAAUAAGUCAGAAAUAUGCCACGUUCUUCUAUACCAUGAUUGAAGCUGGUGUAUAUUUAUAUGUAUAGAAUUUAACUGAAUAGUAUAAGGAAAUAGGAUUCGACGUUUCCAACAACCGGCUAAUUUAUUUCUAAUUGUAAACUGAGUCAUGGACAACUAAAUGUUUUAAACGCUCUCAGUUUAGGAGAAUUUAUUGUAUCUUCAUUGUAUCCACUGGAAUAUAUAUUGCUUACAUCUUAUAAUGUGUAAUAUAUUCAUAGCACUAAUCGUUUGUUCCUUCAUAAGUCUAGUGUGAUUUCAUUUAAAUUUAUUCAUAUUAGUUUUGUGUAGAUACUUCCUUCUUGAUAUGUCUAACUUUGUGUUUGAUUUAUUUAAAGCUCGCUCAACGAGAAACUCAACUCCUGAAUGGUAUCACUUCGUUACGACCUCCUUCACUGCCUAUUGAUCCGUAUUGGAGUCCAGUGGAUAUACAACUCGCUUGUCAUGCUAUCGGUAAAUUAGGACGUGAUUAUGAAGGUAUCGCUGAGUGUUUAUUAAAUAAAACUCCAAGUAUGGUAGCCACAUUAAUAGAAACUCAUGGACAACACUUGAAUUUGAAUCAAUUAGCAUCAAUGGCUCCAAUUAUCAUACUUUAAUAAUAUUUUUUUGACAUACAUUUAUGUAAAUACUUCAUUUAUAGAUAAUAAUAAAAAACAACUAGUUGUCCAGUUCCUGUAAAUGUUUAUCGUGUUUUCUUUGUUGCUGUUGUUGUUGUCAUUCCAGAUUCUGCUUCCUUUCUUUUCCCCUGUAAUCCAACGAUUAUUGUAUAUUUUUUUUCUUAACUUUAUGCAUUUUGUUAAUAAUGUUGUUUCUCUGUGAAUAGAAUUCUCUUUCCAGAGUUUCUCGCCGUUUUUUUCCUUCUUUGGUUUGCAUCCAUAUCAUUCUAUGCAAAGUGUUUCAUCUUUUGGCUUAUGUUACUUGUUUUUAACUUAAAUAUAUACACACACAUAUGCACACACAUACGCAUAAAUACAUGUAUUCAUCGUUGAGUCUGUUCUCUUAAUUACAUUGUUCUAUAUUUGUUUUGGGUUUCUUUAAAUAAGUUCUCAAAAAAGGAUAAUUAGUUAGUGAUAAUUUCUUAGAAAUUUUAAAGAAUAUUGUUAUAUAUUUUUUGUAAUAACAAUUUGUAACAGUUGA